UGGAGGAUGCAGUGCGAGCCAAAACAGACGCGGACCUACCACCCGGAGGGCUUCAAGAAGCGGGCGGCGUGCCUGUGCUUAAGCCAGCGCGAGGACGAGGUGCUGUGAGUGAGUAGCAGUCGGUACCCGGACCGCUGGAUCGUGCCAGGCCGGGGCUUGGAGCCCGAGGAGGAGCCGGGUGGUGCAGCGGUCCGAGAGAUGUACGAAGAGGCGGGAGUCAAGGGGAAGUUAGGCCGGCUCCUGGGCGUGUUCGAGCAGAACCAAGAUCGCAAGCACAGAACGUACGUGUAUGUCCUGACUGUCCCUGAGCUGCUGGAGGAUUGGGAAGAUUCGGUUAGCACUGGGAGGAAGCCAGAGUGGUUCAAAGUCGAAGUUGCCAUCAAGGUUCUCCUGUGCCACAAGCCCGUGCAUGCCGAGUAUCUGGAAAAACUAAAGCUGGGCGGUUCCCCAACCAAUGGAAACUCCAUGGCCCUGGCCCUGCCAGAUAACGAUCCCUAAUGAACAGCAAAGAUGUUUAGGAUUGCUCUGAAAGAAUCAUUGAUGUGAACCCAUAGUGAUCAAUGGAAUUGCCAAGUACAGGUGAGCGCUUCUAUGUUCCCAAGGAGAUAGCUCAUCUAGUUUUUCUCCUACAUCUUGGAACACUCCCUCCCUGUCUAUUCUACUGCCUCCUCUUGCUCUGGUUGUUGUACGUGAACAGAUUCUUAAUUCAGCACCUAUAGCCUUUCAUUGUGAUUUUAUGAUGUGUCUGCCUUCUUCAUUAGACUGUGAUAUCUUUGAGAGCAAAGACUAAUUUUCCUUACUCUUUGCAUAUCCUGCAUUUGAGAUACUACUUGAAAUAUGGUUGGCAUCACUGAAGGUUCUUUUAUUCAAUUGAUAUUUUGUAAUCACUGUGUGGCAAAACAUUCCCUUUGCAGUCCAGUGCUAGUGGAGUAUAUGCUGUUAGGUACCAUGUGUGUGGCUUUUGUAUAUCAGGUGUAUCAGAAACAUUUCAAGGCAGUUGUAAGAUUUUGAGGACAAGAAUUAAUACUCAUAUUUCUAUGUCAUGCCACACAGUUGCUGACAGUUUUAAGAGUACACCAUCACUUAAGGCAAAGUUUUGUAACAACUUUAGUGUUUUUGUACUGUUGGUAACUUGCUUAAAAUUUUAUUCUAAAACUAUCACUUGCUAUAAAGGUAAUUGUAAAAAUAAACAGA
Carlito syrichta (Philippine tarsier) is the source of this 1194-nucleotide messenger RNA. Its product is annotated as diphosphoinositol polyphosphate phosphohydrolase 3-beta-like. The coding region runs from base 199 to 498 and encodes 99 amino acids. Gene Ontology annotation, biological process: diphosphoinositol polyphosphate metabolic process; diadenosine hexaphosphate catabolic process; diadenosine pentaphosphate catabolic process. Lineage: Eukaryota; Metazoa; Chordata; Mammalia; Primates; Tarsiidae. The transcript has a single exon. The record is from RefSeq and is a predicted model, not a curated record. Gene Ontology annotation, molecular function: bis(5'-adenosyl)-hexaphosphatase activity; bis(5'-adenosyl)-pentaphosphatase activity; endopolyphosphatase activity. Gene Ontology annotation, cellular component: cytoplasm; nucleus.